Molecule: messenger RNA, 1191 nt
Organism: Drechmeria coniospora
Lineage: Eukaryota; Fungi; Ascomycota; Sordariomycetes; Hypocreales; Ophiocordycipitaceae
Exons: 1
Coding region: 1-1191 (396 amino acids)
Molecular function (GO): oxidoreductase activity; FAD binding
Source: RefSeq, a predicted model, not a curated record
AUGGAUCGAGGGACGUGGCAGGCGACGGUCGGCGCCGGCAUCCGGCUCGGCACCCUCGCCCGCCGCCUGCACGACGAAGGCGGUCGAGCAAUCUCGCACGGCACCUCGCCGAACAUUGGCAUCGGCGGCCACGCCACCGUGGUAGGUCGCUCGCUCGCUCGCCCGCCCCUCGCCCCUCGCCCCUCGCCGUGUCGCGCGUGCGAUGCUCACCAUCGGAUACGACGCCGACAGGGCGGCCUCGGUCCCAUGUCGCGCAUGUGGGGGACGACGCUCGACCACGUGCUCUCGGUCGAGGUGGUGACGUCGGACGGCGCGGUCCGGACGGCCAACGUGACGACCAACGGCGACCUGUUCUGGGCCCUGCGCGGCGCCGGCGGCUCCUUCGGCAUCGUCACGCAGCUCACGCUCCGCACGCGGCCGGAGCCGACGCAGGUGGUCCAGUACCGCUACCGGUUCGUCGACGACACGCCGGACGGCAUGACGGGCCUGCUCAUGGCCUGGCAGGCGCUCGCGGCGGACCCGAGGCUCGACCGGCGCUUCCACACGCGCUUCGUCGCCCACGCGCACGGCGUCGUCAUCCUGGCCACCUUUUACGGCAGCAUGAUGGAGUUUGCGGCCAGCGGCCUCGUCGCGAGGCUGCCGCAGGGCGACAUGGCGGACACGCAGGUCGUCGACUGGCUCGACCACCUCCACGACGAGGCCGGCCGGUCGAGCAUGUACCUCGGCGACCUGCCGUCGUACUUUUACAGCCGGUCGUUUGCCUUUCACGAGAAGAACCUGCCGCGGGGGUACGACAUGGAGAGCAUGUUCUACCACGCCGCGGGCCACAAGGCGCGGGCGCCGUGGUACAUUGUCUUCAGCUCCGAGGGCGGCGCCGUCGCCGACGUGGCCGACAAGGCGACGGCGUACCCGCACCGCGACAAGGUCGUCAUGUACCAGGCCUUUGUCGUCGGGCCGUCGCGGCUGCCGGCGGGGAGCCGGCGGUUCGUCGACGGCGUGCACCGGUGCAUCAAGGCGACGGGCGUGGGCACGACGUACGCCGGCCACGUCGACCUCGCGCUCGACGGGAGGAGCGGUCCGAAGGCCUACUGGGGGCACAAGCUGGCACGGCUGAGGCAGAUUAAGCACCUGUGGGACGGGCGGGACAUUUUCCGCAACCCUCAGAGCAUCGAGCCGGAAGAGAGAAGGUAG